AUGGACUCGACCUUGGAAGCGCAGAGGCCCUUCAGUGUCCAUUACGGUGCGUACAUGUGGUUAGUGCUGGGUGGAUGUCUGUUUUUGGACAAGAGUGGUAACCGUAAUCAUCCGUCCUUCCUCAACAAAGUUGUUAUUGAUGAUCUUCCGAUGAAUGAGUACUCUUGGGGUUCAGCUGCUCUAGCAUAUCUGUAUCGCCAGUUGGGUACGACAUCAAGAAAAGAUGCUGAUUCAAUUGCUGGUUGUCUCACGCUUUUGCAGACGUGGAUCUACGAGUACUUUCCGUGCUUCCGACCUCAACAGGGUACCUUGACGAGGGAGCUUAGUAUUCCUCCUACGUCUGCUUGGGAUGUGGGAUCAGGAUGCCCGAACAAGAGCGUGGAGCGCCUCCUCGCUUUUCGUGCUCGAUUGGAUCAGCAGACCGACAAUGAGGUUAACUGGCUACCGUACGGAGUUGAUCCCGCUCGACGCGUGCCAGCCACUCUAUUUAUUGGCUGCAUCCAGUACCGGAGCAUCAUUGAGCCAUACAUGCCUGAUCGAGUGGUCCGACAGCUUGGAUUCGUGCAGGACAUUCCGCAUCUGGGCUCAACCCACUAA
Messenger RNA from Chenopodium quinoa (quinoa), 597 nucleotides. RefSeq names its product protein MAIN-LIKE 1-like. Lineage: Eukaryota; Viridiplantae; Streptophyta; Magnoliopsida; Caryophyllales; Amaranthaceae. Bases 1 to 597 code for a protein of 198 amino acids. The transcript has a single exon. The record is from RefSeq and is a predicted model, not a curated record. Gene Ontology annotation, biological process: meristem maintenance; meristem development.